Molecule: messenger RNA, 1933 nt
Organism: Chaetomium strumarium
Lineage: Eukaryota; Fungi; Ascomycota; Sordariomycetes; Sordariales; Chaetomiaceae
Exons: 2
Source: RefSeq, a predicted model, not a curated record
GUCAGAAGUCCAAACUGCCGCUCAAUGAAGGAGCACUCGAUGCAGCCUGCAGACUAUCAUGCCAGUCAGCGCGAUGCCGCGCUGACUGCCUAGGCAGCGACCUGACAGCCCACUCGCGAAUCGGCAUAACGUUAACGUGCUUAUUAGACCAAUAGUACUAGUACCUCGCAUUGGCCAACGAGAUGCCGCGCUAUCGCUGCAUGUAACAAUUGAGGGUGCACCUCCAGCCUUGUGGGACCCUAGGGAUGGUCCAAGUCGGGAUCUGCCCGGCCCCAGCCCUCCAAUCCUUCAGCAUUCUAGCUGCAGACUUACAUAAAAGCACCCGUCCCCCCAUCUCCAUUGACAGUCCCUUGUGUCCCUGCUGUAACCUGGCCCUUGGCAUCUCGUCUCUGGCUCGGCUCUUCUGGAUACAGUCCCAACCCCUUAUCAUGGUACUCUCGCUGGGCACUUCAUCCAGGGGAAGAGGCCCGGCACGGACCAGCGUCAGCAUAGACGACGACGAGUGUGCUGUGUUUAGUGAUGCCGAAAGUGUCUCUAGAUGCUCCACCGCUUCGUACGACUUCUCGCGGACCCCAGGCAGGCAAGAUUGUGCACCUGUGUUCUGUGUCAAGGAAGGGGAACAGGACAAACACGUGUACGAAGCCUGGAACAUCCACUACUUCCCGCGGAAACGGGAAACCGUAGACGGCUUCAGAGUGCUCGGAGUCAACAUCGAGCACUAUGAGGAGUUCCGUGGCCGCACUGAUGUGAGACCGCAACCAUCCAGCCAGUCGGAACUGGCGGGCAUACACAUGCGCGGCAUUGAAGAAUUCGGAACCAAGCAAAAGCGCUGCUGGGCAACUCGACCGUUCCGUGGCAAGGGCAAGACUUACGAACAAGAUCUCGAAGAGAGAUGCGCAAGGCUGCCAGGCGACGUGAAGGACGCCAUCGUCCGACUCCUCUUCAACCGGGGCAGUGCAUCUUCAACACGCUUCCGCGCUCGGACGUGGACCGUAGUCUGCAUGCAAGAGCAGCAACGUCACCGGUUCGCCCAAACGGACUCUACCGCAGUGAGGCGCCACAAGUUCCGCUUCUGGAAGAACCCUGACCGCGAAGAACCUCUGCUCUAUUCGGUGGUCAUCCGAGGUCACGAGACCAGCGCCGCUACCGAUGAAGACGGCAUCACCUCUUUCGCACCGUUCUCCAAUCCGUGGCGCCAUGCCGACAACGCCGAAUUUCGCCGUAGAGUUCGCGAGCAACGAGACGAACGUGACACCCUUCGACGCAAAAGACGCACAUCGGCUCCGUUACAUCCAACCCGGGCACGCUCUGCGUCGCCACCGUCGUACCAAAGCAUGAGCGUCCGAAGCCGUUAUGGGUCGCCAUCGCCGUCGAGUUUGAAUAACCGAUAUGAAUCACCUCCUCCGUAUCGCCGGUAUACUCGGAGUGAAUCUCCGGUCCGUAGCCGCUCGCCCAGCGCUCGGAUCCGGAUAAGGCGGAGAUCAAACAGUCAUCUCGACGAAGCACCAACUCCGCCUUUGUCCUUCACACCACCACCAGCCGUCGCUGGAUACAGCAGACCGCCAGUAGUCUCGGUCCCGCUGCCAGAGAUCCACGGCAACCCUUGCCUCCCGCGGCCGCCAUUUGCACCCAACGGCUUCUUACGAUCCCCCACCCCUAACACCACCACUCCCGGACUUCAGAUUCCAGGAAACUGCGUCGCCUGUCGCGCCUCGCCCGCAUGUCGUCACUGCCCAACCCUGGGGCCCUGCAGACGGCCCCUAAUGUGGUGGGGCGGCAUCUGUUACCAUCCCCCUUGCAUCCUCUGCGCGAGGAGCCACCCACCCGCGCCGGCACCAAUGUCGAUGUCCCCCGUUCCCGGACCAGCGGCAGGAAUGCCCGUCCCGUGUCGGUGCCGCCUGGCUGUACCGCCGCCGCCGCCCCCGCCGCCGCC